UGGGCACCCCUUCAAGCCCACAUCACUACUUUGCACAUCGUGAGAAGGGGUAAACUAGUUGGGCUGUCACCUUCUGUCAUCCCACAGCAACAUUGCAUGCAUCCCACUCUCCUCCCACCGCGAGAACAGCUGCACGCCGCGGACGCUCCGAUGUGGAAUACCUAGAAAACGCUCAAUUAGCGCGCGAGGGAAUUGCACUCAUUACUUCUGCCUAAUCUUCAAUUUCGAUGGAAUAUCGGAGCACAAAUUCAAUGAUGGCAAAGUGGUUCGUCUACGCGUUACGUCUAUUGGUGAUUCUGGAGCUGGCUUGGACUAAAACGCUGCCCGGGGAUGUGCGUCAAAUCGCGUCGGAGCGACGCGUCUUUGCGCAUCCGAGAUCCGGCCGGGAUGCGGUGACCAGUAGCAUGUUUCAAGUCUACGAGAGCUACAGCAAAGAUCCGCGCAACCACAAACUGGGAAACACCGUGAGGAGCUUCACGGCUGUCCCGAGAGUGUUGCGUGGAAAAGAAAUGUUCCAGUUCAACCUCUCCUCCAUCCAAGACUCAGAGGUCAUCCUCUCGGCCUCCUUUCACUUCUUCUACAAGCGCCGACACCAGCGGCCGUGGCGUUUCCAGAGACCUCGCCGGCCAUCUGCCACCACCUACCAUCAACAUCCGCCUGCCCUGCAGAUUCUUUUCCACGGCGUGUCGGCAAACUCGGCCUCCACAACGCUGCUGGGAAACUUCACAUUCAGCGCCUUUAAGAAAGGGGCGUGGCAAUCAAGGGAUGUUACCACUGUGAUCAAGCAAGCGAGAGAAGACCUGAUCAUCAUGGUGGAGACCGAUUUGAUGACAAGGGCUAAUCAGCAGCAUAGAAGUCUUAACGACCAGGACGGUUUCUUUGACGACAACAUGCCGUUUAUAAUUCUCUACGCUGAUGAUCAAGCCAUAGGCGAGCCCAACAGCGUGGCCGCAACCCUGCAGAGAUACGGACCCUUCCCCAUGGGGGAGGAUGCGACCACCUCAUCCUCAAGGAUCCGGAGAGAGCUCCAGCUGCAGAUCCAAACCAAUGACAUUCCAGAGGUCAAGUUCAACACGCUGAAGAACCACGAACUGUGGCAGAGCACCUAUUUUCCUGCCAAAUCCAAAAGCAAAGCAGGAAGGAAGCAGAACCAGGAGGGCAGUGAGGUGCUGAACUUUGACGAGGGGACGAUGAAGAAGGCCCGCAGGAGGCAAUGGAGCGAGCCCAGGGUUUGCGCAAGGCGCUACCUCAGGGUGGACUUUGCCGACAUCGGAUGGAGUGAAUGGGUUUUAGCACCAAAGUCAUUUGACGCCUACUACUGUGCUGGUUCUUGUGGAUUUCCCAAGGUGGUACGCCCAUCUAACCACGCCACUAUCCAGAGCAUCGUCCGAGCUGUUGGAAUCGUGCCGGGUAUUCCGGAACCGUGCUGCGUGCCAGAAAAGACGAGUCCCCUCAGUGUGCUUUUCCUGGACCCGGAUAGGAAUAUGGUGCUCAAGGUUUAUCCAGGAAUGUCCGUGGAUACCUGCGCCUGCCGGUAGGAGCCGAUGGAGCCCUCCCGAGAUGUGCUGAAAAGUGCAGGCAGUGGUCAUGUAGCCGGGACUUCAUAGGCACUGGUUGAAAAGAAACUCAGGCUUUUCCUUGUUUUUAUUU
Molecule: messenger RNA, 1650 nt
Organism: Hippocampus zosterae (dwarf seahorse)
Lineage: Eukaryota; Metazoa; Chordata; Actinopteri; Syngnathiformes; Syngnathidae
Gene: ifngr1l
Product: growth differentiation factor 10b
Exons: 3
Coding region: 228-1538 (436 amino acids)
Biological process (GO): BMP signaling pathway; SMAD protein signal transduction
Cellular component (GO): extracellular region
Molecular function (GO): growth factor activity; cytokine activity
Source: RefSeq, a predicted model, not a curated record